ACAUUGCUGUUAAGUCCAAUCUGAAUGUUGUUUCAUCAUGUGACAGCAUUACAUAUUGUUUUACAAUUACGGAAAGCACAUUUCUUUCCACCUAUAGCUGAUUGAAAAAAUCCUAACAUCAAAGCCUGGUGGUGAACGCAUUAUGCAAGAGUAUGGAAAAACCAAAUCUCUGACAGAUGCCACCAGAAGACAGAUGAUCAACAUACUUGCUGCUGAGAUGACAGAAACACAUGGGACAUCCCCCCCCAAAAGUGUCAGAGUGAUGUAUGCACAGGGGAUAGUAGCUUUGUUUCCCUAUCUAGAAGACCCAUACUCACAACAUGGAUAUGAUCAUUACUACGAUCCGGAGAGUGGUUCCGGAUACCUUGCAUGGCGAUUGAAGACCAUACAAAGAAAAACAGCAGAGGAAAGAGGUGCCUCAGUCAGCAAAUCUCCUAAAGUUGGUGGGCCAGGCCGUGAUCGUCAGCCCUUCACCUAUGACAGAGAGCCAUCUGAUGAGGAUGUGGAAGCAGCUAUUGCUGUUUUGAGACACUCUGCUGAUGAAAACACUGUCCGUGAGAAGAUGAAAAUGACCUUCAUAUAUCGGCAAGCAAUGGUCAACGAUGAAGCCAAAUCAUCAGAUGUCUUCUCGGUCUUCCCAAGAUUUCUGGACACACCAGGACUGAUAGAACAAGAUUUCAGACUUCUGUUUGGUGAGGCCACAGCCAACAAAUUCUUGGAGAAGUGGCCAACCACUUUCAAAGCAAAAGUAAUAAAGGAAAGCCAUGGACUUGUAUCCACCACAGAACUCUUGGAUUUGAUGCGCAAUGCUGAGUCAGCUGCUGAAGUUGAGAAUGGCUGGGACAGUGACAUGUCUGCCAUCUUGCUGCUGCUACAUUUGCUACCACCAUCUGCACAAGGUAGAAAGAGGCCGGGAAAGAUGUCUGCAUAUCAAGCUGUAGAUCAGCUCAUCAGAUUUCAAAAGGUUGGAACCAGUGUGCAGCAGCAUCUUGACAACAUCACCCAAAGCAGUCAGCCCUACCUUCUCGCCCAGGGAUCCACACAGAGCAGCAUUCACUCCUACUUCAUUGUGGUUGACAAGCAUGCUCUUCCAUGCAAGGCAACAGAUUCAGUAGGAGCUUUUGACGAAGUCUUUAAAGCCCAUUACGUAUUUGGUACGUCAUACAGUUCUUCCUUGAGCAGCUUUUUCACUUUUGUGCAAACAACCAUCUAUAACAUCGACAUGGGGGAAAACAAAGGAGACUCCUAG
Molecule: messenger RNA, 1249 nt
Organism: Coregonus clupeaformis (lake whitefish)
Lineage: Eukaryota; Metazoa; Chordata; Actinopteri; Salmoniformes; Salmonidae
Exons: 7
Coding region: 143-1249 (368 amino acids)
Source: RefSeq, a predicted model, not a curated record